This is a messenger RNA of Echinops telfairi (small Madagascar hedgehog), 5151 nucleotides long. It is a transcript of the gene INSRR, whose product is annotated as insulin receptor related receptor. Gene Ontology annotation, cellular component: insulin receptor complex; membrane; axon. Gene Ontology annotation, molecular function: insulin receptor substrate binding; phosphatidylinositol 3-kinase binding; insulin receptor activity. The transcript is spliced from 22 exons. The record is from RefSeq and is a predicted model, not a curated record. Gene Ontology annotation, biological process: positive regulation of phosphatidylinositol 3-kinase/protein kinase B signal transduction; insulin-like growth factor receptor signaling pathway; regulation of JNK cascade. Bases 306 to 4208 code for a protein of 1300 amino acids. Lineage: Eukaryota; Metazoa; Chordata; Mammalia; Afrosoricida; Tenrecidae.
UGCUGGUCGGUCUCCUGGCCUGCUUUUUGCUCGGUUAUUUUUUCCUGGAGUCCUCUCUGCGCCUCUCUCGGUCACUGCCGUCUGCAUCUCCACCCCAUCUCUGUCUCUGGAUUCCCACUCUGCCUCCAGAAGCAUCACUGCCUUGGUAUCUCUGAUUCUUACUACUUCAUGUCCUCACUCGCGACUCUGUGCUGAAUCCCUUGUCUCUGCCCCUGCCACACAACUCUUCUGUCCUUGAAAGGUUUCUCUUAGGGCCCACCAACCCUUCUCACAGGACCAUCCGGAGGAGCGCCGGCCCUGAGACAAUGGCAAUGCCCAGCCCGUGGCCUUGGAUAGCAUGCCUGCUUGUGACCUUCCUGUCCUUGGGAUUCAGCCUAGACACAGUGGAGGUGUGCCCCAGUCUGGACAUCCGCUCAGAGGUGGCAGAGCUUCGACGGUUGGAUAACUGCAGUGUGGUGGAGGGCCACCUGCAGAUCCUGCUCAUGUUCACGGCCACCGGGGAGGACUUCCGCGGCCUCAGCUUCCCACGCCUGACGCAGGUCACCGACUACCUGCUGCUCUUCCGAGUCUACGGCCUGGAGAGCCUGCGAGACCUCUUCCCCAACCUAGCGGUCAUCCGUGGCACCCGCCUCUUCCUGGGCUACGCGCUGGUCAUCUUCGAGAUGCCGCACCUGCGGGACGUGGGGCUGCCGGCGCUGGGGGCCGUGCUGCGGGGCGCAGUGCGAGUGGAGAAGAACCAGGAGCUGUGCCACGUCUCCACCAUCGACUGGGGCCUGCUGCAGCCCUCGCCCGGGGCAAACCACAUCGUGGGCAACAAGCCGGGCGAUGAGUGUGCCGACGUGUGCCCCGGAACGCUGGGCGCCGCCGGCGAGCCCUGUGCCAGGACCACCUUCAGCGGACACACUGACUACAGGUGCUGGACCUCCAGCCACUGCCAGAAAGUGUGUCCGUGCCCUCAUGGGCUGGCCUGCACGGUGAGAGGUGAGUGCUGCCAUGCUGAAUGCCUGGGGGGCUGCAGCCGGCCCGAAGACCCCCAUGCCUGCGUGGCCUGCCGCCACCUCUACUUCCAGGGUGCCUGCCACCAGGCCUGCCCUCCAGGUACCUACCAGCACGAGUCUUGGCGCUGUGUCACUGUGGAGCACUGUGCCAGCCUGCGCUCUGUGCCCGGCCGAGCCUCCACUUUCGGCAUCCACGGGGGCAGCUGCCUGGCCCAGUGCCCACCAGGUUUCACCCGUAAUGGCAGCAGCAUAUUCUGCCAGAAGUGUGAGGGCCUGUGCCCCAAAGAAUGCAAGGUGGGCACCAAGACCAUCGACUCUGUCCACACCGCACAAGAGCUGGCGGGCUGCACCCACGUGGAGGGGAGCCUCAUCCUCAACCUCCGCCAGGGCUACAACCUGGAGCAGGAGCUGCAGCACAGCCUGGGGCUGGUGGAGACCAUCACCGGCUUCCUCAAAAUCAAGCACUCCUUUGCACUCGUGUCUCUGGGCUUCUUCAAGAACCUCAAACUCAUUCGCGGAGACGUCAUGGUGGAUGGGAACUACACUCUGUACGUGCUGGACAACCAGAACCUGCAGCAGCUGGGCCCCUGGGUGGCCGCCGGGCUCACCAUCCCCGUGGGCAAGAUCUACUUCGCCUUCAACCCGCGUCUCUGCCUGGAGCACAUCUACCGGUUGGAGGAGGUGACGGGCACGCGGGGGCGGCAGAACAAGGCGGAGAUCAACCCCCGCACCAACGGAGACCGAGCUGCCUGCCAGACUCGCACCCUGCGCUUCGUCUCCAAUGUGACCGAGGCCGACCGCAUCCUGCUGCGCUGGGAGCGCUACGAGCCGCUGGAGGCGCGCGACCUGCUGAGCUUCAUCGUGUACUACCGCGAGUCUCCAUUCCAGAAUGCCACAGAGCACGUGGGGCCAGACGCCUGUGGGACCCAGAGUUGGAACCUGCUGGAUGUGGAGCUGCCCCUAAGCCGCACCCAGGAGCCAGGAGUGACCCUGGCCCCACUCAAGCCCUGGACACAGUACGCAGUGUUUGUGCGGGCCAUCACGCUUACCACCGCCGAGGACAGCCCCCACCAAGGAGCCCAGAGCCCCAUUGUGUACCUGCGAACACUGCCAGCAGCACCCACCGUGCCGCAGGACGUCAUCUCCACGUCCAACUCCUCCUCCCACCUGCUGGUGCGCUGGAAGCCCCCGACCCAGCGCAACGGGAACAUCACCUACUACCUGGUGCUGUGGCAGCGGCUGGCAGAGGAUGGCGACCUUUACCUCAACGACUACUGCCACCGCGGCCUGCGCCUGCCCACCAGCAACAGCGACCCCCGCUUCGACCGCGAAGACGGGGAGCUCGAGACCGAGGUGGAGCCGGGCUGCUGCCCCUGCCAGCACCCUCCUCCCGGGCAGGUCCUUCCACCGCUGGAGGCGCAAGAGGCCUCGUUCCAGAAGAAGUUUGAAAACUUCCUGCACAAUGCCAUCACCAUCCCCAAAUCCCCUUGGAAAGUGACGUCCAUUCACAAGAGUUCACCCCAAAGGGACCCCGGCAGGUACCGCCGGGCCCAGGGGACCCCUCGACUAGGAGGGAACAGCUCGGAUUUCGAGAUCCAAGAAGACAAAGUGCCCCGGGAGCGAGCGGUGCUCAGCGGCCUGCGCCACUUCACCGAAUACCGCAUCGACAUCCACGCCUGCAACCACGCGGCGCACACCGUGGGCUGCAGCGCGGCCACCUUCGUCUUUGCCCGGACCAUGCCCCACAGAGAGGCGGAUGGAAUCCCAGGGAAGGUGGUGUGGGAGGCGGCCAGCAAGAGCAGUGUCCUCCUCCGCUGGCUCGAGCCGCCCGACCCCAAUGGACUCAUCGUCAAGUACGAGAUCAAGUACCGCCGCUCUGGAGAAGAGGCCACGGUGCUGUGCGUGUCCCGCCUACGAUACGCUAAGUCUGGGGGAGUCCAUCUAGCCCUGUUGCUCCCUGGAAACUACUCCGCCAGGGUUCGAGCAACCUCGCUGGCUGGCAAUGGCUCCUGGACAGAGAGUGUCGCCUUCUACAUUCCUGGUCCAGAGGAGGAGGACUCCGGUGGACUGUAUGUCCUCCUCACGGUCACCCCAGUGGGGCUCAUGCUGCUCAUCGUCCUUGCUGCCCUCGGUUUCUUCUACGGCAAGAAGAGAAACAGCACCCUGUAUACCUCUGUGAAUCCAGAGUACUUUAGCGCCUCUAAUAUGUACAUCCCUGAUGAGUGGGAGGUGCCCCGAGAGCAGAUCUCCAUCAUCCGGGAACUGGGCCAGGGCUCUUUUGGGAUGGUGUAUGAGGGACUAGCUCGAGGACUUGAGGCUGGACAGGAGCCCACUCCUGUAGCCCUGAAGACGGUGAACGAGCUGGCCAGCCCACGGGAACGCAUUGAAUUCCUCAAGGAGGCGUCUGUUAUGAAGGCGUUCAAGUGUCACCAUGUGGUUUGUCUCCUGGGUGUGGUGUCCCAAGGCCAGCCAACUCUGGUCAUCAUGGAGUUAAUGACCCAUGGAGACCUCAAGAGCUACCUGCGAUCUCUGCGGCCUGAGGCAGAGAACAACCCGGGGCUCCCACAGCCUGCGCUGGGGGACAUGAUCCAGAUGGCUGGGGAGAUCGCAGACGGCAUGGCGUACCUUGCCGCCAACAAGUUUGUGCACCGAGACCUGGCGGCCCGCAACUGUAUGGUGUCCCAGGACUUCACCGUCAAGAUUGGGGACUUCGGGAUGACUCGGAACGUGUACGAGACCGAUUAUUACCGCAAGGGCGGGAAGGGACUGCUGCCUGUGCGUUGGAUGGCCCCAGAGUCUCUCAAAGACGGAAUCUUCACCACUCACUCGGAUGUCUGGUCCUUUGGUGUGGUGCUCUGGGAGAUCGUGACCUUGGCCGAACAGCCCUACCAGGGCCUGUCCAAUGAGCAGGUGCUCAAAUUUGUCAUGGAUGGUGGGAUCCUGGAAGAGCUGGAGGGCUGUCCCCCUCAACUGCAGGAGCUGAUGAGCCGCUGCUGGCAGCAGAACCCACGCCUGCGCCCCUCCUUCACGCACAUCCUGGACAGCAUCCAGGGGGAGCUGCGCCCCUCCUUCCGCCUCCUGUCCUUCUAUGACAGCCCGGAGUGCCAGGGGGGCCGGGUUUCCCAGCUUCCCACCAAGGCAGAGCCCGACUCCUCCCCAGCCCUAGGAAAGGUCUCCUCAAACUGCAGCCCUCCAAAUGGGAGCCUGUAGCCCUGAGGGCACCCCAUCCCAUGCUGACGGGCCUCACUCCCAUGGACAGAGAGAAAGGGACCUGACCUCCCAGUCAUGGGAUAUGCAGAUGUUCACACCUCCACCCAGCCCCCAGACUGGGCAAGGGUGGCCCCGGUGGGGCAGGAGUAGGUGACCCACGGCAGGAACGACUGUCUCAGGAGGCCGAGUUCUCAAUGAGCUAGGAAGCGGGGGUCACAACAGGGGGAGUGGGAUGGGUCUGUGGACAAAACUUCUUGGCUCUCAGAGUGACUCUGCUCAGACCAGCAAGAGCGAGGCUGUCCACCUCGAAGACAGGGUCGGAGAAAGCCAUGUUCCAUGACAGAGCUUCUCUGGCCACCCCAGCCGUGACCACGUCCUGAAAACCAGAGGAGCGGUCAGAACCAGGCCUGGAUCCAGACCUUCUCCGUCCGUGUUUGGAUGCCUGUUGUGGAGCGUGCAUCUGGUGGCUCUUCUGACCACUGACUCUCCCCUGCUCCCUGCCGCCCCCUCACCCAUGUCUUGGGAAGAACCCAGGGGCCUGGGCAAGCGGCCUCCCACCCAACAGUCAACUCCUCUUCCCCUUUGACACCCCCCAGGUGCCCCCAAGCCUGGUGCUCCCCCUUUCUUUUCUCCAGGGGCAGGUCUUGGUGCAGAGCCCCUCCUCUCCCUGCCUCUCCCCACCAUCUCCCUCCUGCCCCGGGAUUAGCUAGACAGCCAGAGUCUCCCUCCCUUUCCUCCCCCACCUCUCCUGGGAAGACCGCAGAAGGCACAAUGAAUGGUGUGGUCUCUUUGUACCCUGGUCCAGGACCUCCCAUUACCUCUUCAUCUCUAUGGUGUUAGCCUCGGAUGAAGGCCCUCCCUCGCCCUCCUCUGGGACUGGAGGUGGUGACCCUCAAGCAGUGAUACAAGAUAAGCACACUGCUGUCAAACGCCGCCUCCACGA